Messenger RNA from Rattus rattus (black rat), 447 nucleotides. RefSeq names its product elongation factor P-like. The record is from RefSeq and is a predicted model, not a curated record. NCBI's taxonomy places the organism in Eukaryota, Metazoa, Chordata, Mammalia, Rodentia, Muridae. Gene Ontology annotation, biological process: translational elongation; peptide biosynthetic process. Gene Ontology annotation, molecular function: translation elongation factor activity. The transcript has a single exon. Gene Ontology annotation, cellular component: cytoplasm. The coding region runs from base 1 to 447 and encodes 148 amino acids.
AUGAGGGGGGGAAUAGUUAAGUGCAAAGUAAAAAACAUAAGAACUAAAUCCAUCACCAUAGAGGACUUUUCGGGUCAGAAGUUCGAGAAGGCCGUUAUAGAGAAGAUUGAUGCCAUCUAUUCCUAUACGGAGGGAGGAAUAAUACAUUUCUUGAAUGCUGAAGAUUAUUCGGACAUAUCUAUUAAUGCCGAAGACUUUAGUAGUGAGCUAAAGUAUCUAGAAGAUGGUGCUGAAGUAAAGCUGAGUGUAUGGUCUGAAGAGGUGUUGUUUAUAAAUCUUCCUGAAUUGGUUUCGUUGGCCAUAGAGAGCUUCGAGGACGAGGGAGCUCCAUCCGAAAUGAAGAAGGCAAUAACUAGCACGGGACUAAUGGUUCUUGUUCCUAAGUUCUGCAAUGUCGGAGAUCGAAUAAACGUAUCCACCUCGGAUGGCAAAUAUAGAUCGCGUUAA